ACCAAUGCUGGCAUCGUGAUUGUCGGCGCUAUGUGUUUCGUGACUUCUUGCUCCGCUGCAUUAACGUCUACUGUGCAGCAGUGACAGCGUGGAUGGUAGCCGUGUCGUGUCGCAUGUGUGAUCGCGAGUGCCAGCCAUCUCGGAUUGUUCGCAGCAGCGACAUUCGUGCCCACGCGUUUGCGCCCAUUUGGUCGACGCUCUCUCGUGGUUGCGUGAGAAAAUGGAUUUCGCCAGCACAGUGUCCGCGUGAGACGCACGACACCGCUGCCUCUAUCUUCUUUUGAGACCGUCGUGUUCUUGGACAAAGCCAUGCUGAAACUGCUGCUCAACCACUGGCAAGAGUCGUACCACAAGGCUCCGACCAGGGUUACCAGCGAGGACCCGCUGCUUUGCACGGACCUCGCCAAGACUCGACCGAACGAGGAGUACCUGGUGUCCAGGGUUAACCCACUCUUCGUAGACUCCAGCAGUGAAGUUUCACCAAGUAGCACCAUCAACAAACCAUCAACAUCCACCAAGACCACUGCUGAAGUCCACAGUUCACAGGACGGCGAUAACGAAGUCGCUUCGACAUCCAAACAGCCUCCGAAACCGCCGGAUCCACCGAGAGAAGCUGCUGAAUUAGCUCCAGCAUCAACUGUUGCGGAGAAAAGUUCCCAUUUCGAAGCUUCUACGAAGACAGACGCGACGGAUGUGGAAGCUGUAGUGACAGCUGAUAGUGAUAAAAAGACCAGCGAGUCGCAGCCAUCGGAAGGCGACUCAUCUAAGGACUCGCUGGAGACUGACAGGUCCUCCUCACCGAAGCCCUUGGUGGAGCUUCGCGAGUGGCAAGAGAACAAGCAAGAGGACAGAGUGCUCAACCGCUUGAGAAGUUCGGGGAGGGCGUCGCUCAUCACAAAAGAAAAACUCAACCUCGUGGAGAAAGUGAUCGCCGAGAGACUCGGAAAGAGGAUUCCGGAACCGGGAAUCCGUAAGACAAUCGAGCUUCUCAGGAACGAGUCGGCACCACCGUCCCCGCAGCAGACGCUUCUACCAGUUGCAAAGAGAGGGCAGGUCGAAGAAGACCUCGAGCAGCCUUCCACGUCAGCAUCGCCAGUAGAGCUACCUUCGACAAGCAACAUCGACAAGCAGGAAAGUCCUGUGCCACCCGUGACUCACCCACAGCCGGCUUCAACCGAGGAGACGGCAUCGGUCGUCGACGGCAGCGUCCAAGCCGAAACGAGCAAGACUCCCGAAACUCCAUCUGAAGCGGGGUCUUCAGUCGCCUCAGCGUCUGCGCCGAAGGACGAGACGUCGGAAACAGUCAGCAUGCCCAAAAUCGAGGACGCCCACUCCGACUCUAUGACCGAUUCAUCCAACAGCAAGAAGGAGGAGCGCAAGAACGGCAAGUCUUCCGGUCCCUCCACAUCGGAGGACAGCGGAAUCACGAGAGGCGACCAGGUCUACUCGGAUACGGGACGGCGCAAGAUUUCGACAAAGUCCGACUCCUCGGAUCAGAGUAGUUCCGAGGCCAGUAGAGGAAAGCGUCACCGCAGGAUCAAGAAGGACUCGUCCCGGGACAGCACCAAGAAGCGGCACAAGUCGUCUUACAAGUCUCGCUGCAGCUUCUGCAACAAGGCGGCCAAGAAGUCCCACCAGAGAGGCGGUCAUAAGCACAAGCACCGGAGCAUGGCAGAGUCCGGCCUGGUUUCCGGUUCCGGCUCACUAUCGGACCUGGCCUUCGAGCAUCCGUGGCUGAGCGACAGCUGCACGGCACACUGCCGCCAAAAGCGGUCCUCCAUCACGUGCAUGGAGAGCUGCAGGGACUACCCUUGCGAGGAUUUCCACAACGCCGUUUACAGGUAUCCCGGAGGCCACGUAGGAUGCGAAGGCUGCAGCUGCAUCCGUGCCCCGUUUCCCGAGUGCUGCCGCUGGGGCGACGUUCCUCGCAGCCGCUACUCGUGGAACGGCAGCGAGGCGGCGGCCGUGGCAGCGGCUGGCGGACACCCACUCUGUGCUUGUCGCCGGGCGCACCCCAUGUUCUCGUCCAGGAGGAAAGUCAAGUUCGCCCACAAGUCUAAGGACUCUCUGCAGCAGAAGGCUGAGCUGAAUGAGGACGAGGAAGAUGCUGAUCGGGUGUCCGGUGAGGGCAACAACGACACCGCCACUAAGUCUGACCAGGGCAGCUUCGGCGAAGUGCCGCCCAAGGAGUCUCCAUCCAAUGGCCAUAUUCUGGCUGAAAAUGGCCUGCUCGAAAAGCAGCAGGGGCCUACGGGACCUCCAUACGCCUGGGAGGAAUGGCGGCGAUACAUGCGCGAAAAGAACCUUCGCUCCCGUCGCAAGAGGGCGCUCUGCAUGGGUGUCAUUGCACUCUCCAUUAUACUCUUCGUCGGCAUCUCCGUGUCCUUGGGACUCGCCUACUUGCGCAGAAAGUUCUGAUGCACAGCCAGUGUUCCGGGGACCGGAGCAGUCAGGGGAUAGCGACUCCGCUGGCGUUUCUGCGAGGCCUGUCUCCUUCCGAACACCCUCAGUACGGCCCCGGCCUUUACGGAUCCCAUUAUCUUGCAAUAGUUGAACGCCCAGCGUUCUUACAUAAGCUAAUAUAUGACCCAGCAACAUGGCAGGAGUUAGAAUUGUAUGCAUAUCAUCCACAGAUUUUGGAUCAUCGAGAGCGAUAAAUGCGUUUGACGCACACGAUAUCAAAAGCUGAGCAUCCACAACUCAUCAAUAACAUUUAGCGGAUGAAAUUGCGAAUCUUUUUCGUUGGUUUCUGUGUUAUAGUUUCUAGAAAUUAUCAAAAUCGAAGCUUAGAGAGACAGUAUGAAUAGCGUGUAGGGGUCCAUCAUAGAAGUUAAGCAAUCGGCCACGGACACAGGAGAGGGGACGGUUUUCCAUUCACUGUGUCCAUUUUUGCACGCUUCACGCUAUCUACGAUAGCAAAAUUUAUUGCUACGAAGACGGUACUAACUGGCUGUCAGUUUCACUCCAAGAAUAAGUAUGCUUUCAAUACUAGAAUUUUAUAGGCACAGAACUCUGACGCGACUCUUUACAAAGCAAGUCGUGACUCGAGUAGUCAGUCGUUUGAAACAAUAAUGUGCAAAGCACGCCCGCUUAUAUGCAUUCCACAAAGAUAGACACUUUCCCAGACACAUAAUGUGGCCGUAUAUGAGGUAUACACAGCUGCUAAACGCCUCGUAAUACCGUUACCAGAAAUGUAGCGGCUCUUUCUCAAACAGCUUCAGUUUAGGAAUGGGAAAUUGUGCAACUGCCACUAGCAUGCAAUAUGUUCUUAACAUAGUGUUGAUACACCGAUGACAACAGCUUUCUCAUCCAAUUGUGUGCCCUGCCAAGCGAUAAGACAGCGAAGACUCAUCAUGGAGACGACGUGCGAUCAAACCAUUGAGUGCGGUCUCCGAAGUCGUCGGUCCGCACGAGCAGUUAUUAGUGACUAUCAGUGAGUACGGACACCAGGCCGCCAGGAGUGGAUGGACGCUGUGCUUGUUAUCCCGUUGCCGUGCGCGUGUUUCAAGCGAUGUGCCGCCUCCUUCGAAAGCCAUCAUAUACAACGUGCACAGCCGCCGUUGCUUCCUGACACACCCCAGAGGAAAAUGCCUGUGGAAGUCUUCCUUUUCCUCUGUUCUUCACAAGAAAAGACACUAACAAGUGCGCGCAUAUAUUUCCGAUAUACAGCAGUUUUCAGCCAAGAGCCCAUAAACGAGGCAUACCGGAUGCAUGCCACUGCUUCUUUGUAUGUUUAUUUGUUUGUUUGUUGAAUGCUUGUCUCUAUAUGUCUACCCACUGUAUAGUUAGACGGUAUGUGGAUCACUUCGUGGUAAAUGAUCAAACGUGAUCGUGCGAUCAUGUGGUCUUGACAUUAGAUCUACCAUUAAAGCAAGAGAAAAUCAAGAAAUGAAAAAAAAAACCGGAUUGCUUAUAGUCAAGUGAUGAUCAUCAGUCAGGAAGUUUGCGUCAUCAUUUUCCUCAAGUGUCUUAUUUGUUCCAAUGUGGCCAGAGACACUGGAGUGAGCUGUUGAAUGCACUGUGGAAAUGUUUCUUGUUACACACACACACAUCUUCGUGCAAAAUUCCUUACAAGAGAGCAGCUUUCAUCGACCUCCAUAAAGAAAGAAGCCCGACGAAAUCGCUUCAUUGCGAAGUCCUGCGCGUUGGAAUGUAGCGCCUGCUGACUGAUGUGUUCAAGGACCUUCCAUAUAUACUUGCUGUGCGCACUGCCAGGAUCUAGGAACUACCAGUGUUGGGAAUUGGGCGCGAACGCGUCGUUGCUGAGAACAACUGGCUAGAAGUAUUCGCUUCUUUUAUUGCACUGCACUGUGGAUCUUCAUUAUCACGGACGUCUCAUAAUGUCCUCGUAUCUUACUGGCUCAACCACGAGAAGUGAUUGUGUGUUUGUGUUAAACCGCCUGCAUAGUUUCUGCUUUCUUGCAGGAAACGGCGGCAAGGACCCUUUCAGAGAGGCUGCUGAGGUUUCACGUUAUUUAUAUUUAUUCGGCCUGCAAACAAAUGUAUUGGCGUCAUGUCAGAUACUGGAGCAGCAGCAUUCCUUGGUUACCGAGUUCCUAGGUCCAGGGGGUCCAAGGGCCUGAGGAACAGGUUCAGUUAUUAUCGAUAUCCUUAAUUAAGGAAUGAUUCCUGCUUGCUAUAGCUGUGCUGUGGACUGCUAGUAUACUGCUGACGAACGACAAACAUUCGCGGCUGAACGCUGCUUACGUCACACCUUCGUCGGAUAAAAGCGACAAAAAUAAGUGCCAACGAUAUAUGUAGCAAGAAACACGAUUUGAAGUGAGCUUCUGGAUGACUGUUUUGUCAGCUUUCUACAGCACACCUUGUUUUUGCCAACUCCACACCAAGGCAGGCUUAACUGAGAACAGUAUCAGCUGAAAAAUAAAGACCCUAGAGGAAAGGAACGACUCAAUAUAUGCCGCACGAUACGCGGUUGGGCAUGUCUGAAUUUUUUUUGUGUUGUCCAGCUGUUUCAGUCGCUAUACGGGGUUAUUGACUCUCCGAGCUACUAGCGUAGUCACUAGUCCAAGAAAAUGCUAUUACAGGCGCAGUAUGGAAGCAUUCAAUGCCUCUGUGCCUGCAGGGUAUAGUUUUGUCCAAGAGUUUUAACUGGUUACUUAUUGUGUUGAAUUUUAAUUUGUUGGUGCAGUAAUUAUAACUUAAUACGCUUAUACCACGGAUUCAUUUCUGCCUGCUGCAGAGUUGUUGCUAUCGGUGUGCUUCGUGAGACGAAAUAAAAUUUUUCUCACAGUUUCUU
Rhipicephalus sanguineus (brown dog tick) is the source of this 5257-nucleotide messenger RNA. Its product is annotated as muscle M-line assembly protein unc-89. The record is from RefSeq and is a predicted model, not a curated record. Lineage: Eukaryota; Metazoa; Arthropoda; Arachnida; Ixodida; Ixodidae. Bases 310 to 2418 code for a protein of 702 amino acids. The transcript has 5 exons.